UCAGAAGAAAAAUUUGUAUACAACAAGAUUGCAAAUAUAUUUUGUUAAUUGUUAAUGGCAAAAACAAAUUAAAAUGCUAAUGCAUUGCUUAACUUUAUCAAGAAAUGGAGAGGUCCUUUGCAAUUCCUGUUUUUUCCUGUUAGCUUGCUUAAUAAGGUCUACAAUUUUUGGCAAUAACGCUUUGGCAACUGCUACUUCAACGCCUGUUGCUGAUACAACUAUAAAUCAAGAAUUGAUAUUUGCUCAUGUGCUAUACCGACACGGAGAUCGAACUCCAAUUGAACCGUAUCCUACGGAUCCUUGGGGGGAUUUAAAGUAUUGGCCAACCGGUUGGGGACAACUAACAAAUAUUGGCAAGCAGCAACAGUACGAUUUAGGUCGAUGGUUACGGAAACGUUAUAAUAAACUCUUGAGCGAAAUUUAUAGUGAAGAUGAAAUUUUUGUACGUUCAACCGACGUGGAUCGCACUCUAAUGAGCUCCUUAUGUAAUCUAGCCGGUCUCUAUCAGCCGGAGGCGAGCGAUAUUUGGAAUCCUGAUGUAAAUUGGCAACCAAUACCAGUGCAUACAAUGCCCGAAUAUAUGGAUUCAGUUUUAGCAGGUAAAGCUGCAUGUCCCGCUUAUGACCACGCUUUGUCAAAUUUAAGGAACUCGGAUGUAUUUCAAAAACUUAAUACUAGAUUUGGUUAUCUGUUUAAUUACUUAUCGAAAUAUACCGGCCGUUCAAUGAACUCAUUGGAAGAUCUACAACGCUUCAACAAUACACUUUAUAUUGAAGGGCUUUAUAAUAAAACCUUACCUGAAUGGACUAAAAAAGUUUAUCCGAGCUCGGAUUUGCAGUUUAUAUCAGAUUUUACGUUCACUAUUGGCACCUAUACUCGUUACAUGGCGCGUCUUAAGACUGGACCCUUAAUUAAAGAGAUACUACAGAGAUUCACAGACAAAGUAAAUGGCAAAUUAGAUCCCGAUAGGAAAAUCUGGAUGUACAGUGCUCAUGAUACAACAAUAGCUAAUGUUUUAAACACGUUAAAAUUAUUCAACGGACGCAGUCCGCCUUAUACGGCUUGCGUAUUAAUUGAAUUGCGUUUAGACUAUGAAAGGCAACCGUUUGUUUCCAUUUUCUACAAGAAUUCUUCAACUGAACCUCAGCCAUUGUAUAUUCCAAGUUGUGGAACAGAAUGCCCUUUGCGAAAAAUGUAUACGUUAUAUGAAAACAUAUUGCCCGUAGACUGGAAUUUCGAGUGUAAACUAACCACACUUAUGAUGACUUAUGAAGAAGCCAAUAUUGGCGCGGCUAUGGCCGAACUAUCCAAUGAAUAGAAUAUAAUAUCGUCCACCUGAUUGUCUUACUACUGAACGAUCAAUGUUUUACGUGGUUAUAUAAAAUUGUGUGUUUGUGCUUAAGUUGCAGGUUGGUAUCGUAAAAUUCUAUAACGUUUUCAAAUUUAAUAUUUUUUCGUACCGCGAAAUACGCAAAAAAAAAGAGGAAAUUUGAACGUUACAAAGUGAAUUAUAUGAAAAAUCGAAUCUGAUCCCACAGUAAUAAAUACCUUUACAACAAUUUCGACUAUUGAUAUAUGAUGAAUUUUGUUCGAAGGAAUGGUAAAAAAAGAGUUUUCGUUUUUAUAUCUGCACACCUCAAAGUAUAUUGUUUCAAAAAGUCAAAUAUAGAAAUUUUGGAAGGUUUUGCAUACAUAACAUAUAAACACAACUUGAAAACUAAAAAUUUUGAUUAUAAAUAAUUUAUAGACCACGAUUCACAUAUCAUCUUACACCUUCGUUAAAGGUAUCCAAAAAAUCGGCCGUUGUUUUUUUAGGCCUCCUUUUUAAAACCUCCGUUAACAAGCAAUAAAAAAAAUUUCUAAAAUCAAGAAAAAAUAAAAUAU
This is a messenger RNA of Glossina fuscipes, 1884 nucleotides long. It is a transcript of the gene Acph-1, whose product is annotated as prostatic acid phosphatase. The record is from RefSeq and is a predicted model, not a curated record. Lineage: Eukaryota; Metazoa; Arthropoda; Insecta; Diptera; Glossinidae. The transcript is spliced from 6 exons. The coding region runs from base 74 to 1318 and encodes 414 amino acids. Gene Ontology annotation, molecular function: phosphatase activity. Gene Ontology annotation, biological process: dephosphorylation.